AAAAAAAGGUGCGCUUCAAAACGUGCCUGUGUCUGUAAUCACUUCUUAAUUAGCAACAGCUUGGUUGUCUGAACGACUUGGUGCCUUAUCGGUGUGUUACUUCUUUGCUGCUCAUUCGACUAUGGGCUAGGUUGUGAUCCCAGUGUGUGUGUGGAUCCUGGUACUUGUGAAUUGGACUCGGUCAGCGGUAAUUGCUCCUGUGUAGCUGGCUUCUAUGGAAACGCAUGUGACCAGCUGCGUAUGGAGGUGAUCUGUGAGAUGGACUUAUUUAAAGUGAUGGUGGUGAAGGAGUUUUUUGAUUACAAUAAUGUCAGUCUGAGCAUGCUGCACCUGCUGAAUAUGAACUGCACUGCCAUUGAGGAAGAGCUGAACGGAAUACUAUACUACACUGCUGCCAUGAAUAAUGAGAACUACACCAUGUGUGGAGGGCUGACACCGCAGGUUAAUAAGACCCAUAUCGUUUAUGCAAAUGUGCUGAGUUCUGGAGUCUGGCCAACAGCAGUUAUAGUGAGGCAACGGCAGGUGGAUGUGACGUUCCAUUGCGUGUAUCCUUACGACAGGACUGUUAGCUUCCCAAUCGCCAUCCGUCCUUCAAAGAGUGACUCGCUGAUUCGAAUGAACCAGAAAGAGGCCACAGUUGGAAUUGACAUCUACAAGGACGGUACCUACAAAGAGCCUUACACCACGGUGCCCAUCCUGAAGCUCCAAAGCAGAGUCUACAUACAGAUCGGGAUCCUUGAGGAUGAUGGCUUCUUCCGGGUCCGUGUCAUUGACUGCUGGGCGUCGCAAUCCGAUGACCCCAAAGCUGGACUUGUGGGCCCCAAUCAGACUCUCGUCUCAGAUGGAUGCAAAGCAGAUCCAACGCUGACGUUCCAUAAUACUAAUGGACGAGAUGGCUUUGUCCAGUUAAGCUUUGAAAUGUUCAGAUUUGUGGUCUAUCCCUUUGAGUGGUACAUGCACUGUAGAGUGCGUCUCUGUGUACCAGCAAGCGAGGAUGCCUGUGUAGCGAUCUGCCACACUAAGAGACGGGACCAAAGGGAUGCUUCAGAGAGCGAGGGCCAGGGAUUGCUGUCAUACGGUCCCAUUAAAGUCAAAAUGCCAGAGGAACAAAGACUCAACCUGCUGUUGGUGGCAGCAUUCCCUGCUGGUGCUGUGGUUCUGAUCAUCGUGUUCAUCUUCAUUCUGAUCGCGAUCGCCAAAGCUACCAAUAAGAGAGCAUCACAGCUGACUAUGAAGAUAAAGUCCUUUAGAAAUGUUGCAUAAAAGGGGGGAAUAUGACUAUCCUGGGGUUUUCUUGUAAUGCAGAGCAGUCUAUAUGGGUCAGUUCUGACUUUACAAAUCAGAGGAAACAGCUUGUUGGGUUGGAGACUUUUUUUUUUUUUUUUUUU
Polyodon spathula (Mississippi paddlefish) is the source of this 1388-nucleotide messenger RNA. RefSeq names its product pancreatic secretory granule membrane major glycoprotein GP2-like. Gene Ontology annotation, biological process: neutrophil migration. The transcript has 9 exons. Gene Ontology annotation, cellular component: cell surface; apical plasma membrane. Lineage: Eukaryota; Metazoa; Chordata; Actinopteri; Acipenseriformes; Polyodontidae. The record is from RefSeq and is a predicted model, not a curated record. Bases 241 to 1263 code for a protein of 340 amino acids.